Messenger RNA from Pleurotus ostreatus (oyster mushroom), 1203 nucleotides. RefSeq lists its product as uncharacterized. Bases 1 to 1203 code for a protein of 400 amino acids. The record is from RefSeq and is a predicted model, not a curated record. NCBI's taxonomy places the organism in Eukaryota, Fungi, Basidiomycota, Agaricomycetes, Agaricales, Pleurotaceae. The transcript has 4 exons.
AUGGCCUUCAUCGCACGAGUUCUCCUUGCCUUCGUCCUUGCAGCUGUCACUGCCAAUGCCGCAGUGGACAAAGCUCAAGGCGUUGCUAUCGGUCACUCCAAAGACGCCGCCCAGGCUUGCUUUGGAGAUGCCACACCGUUCCUCUUGCCUGGCGACCCCGACAAGACUGUCAACUGCUGUAUCGCUCCCUGGUCCGUGACUUGGUUCGACCAAAACGCUCAAAUCGGAGAGUGCUGCGCUCCUGGCCAAAGCUGGUCUGGCAACCAGACCACCCUCGUAGGAGGGUGUUGCGACAGAGGCCAAGGGUGGUCGCAAGAUAAAGCAUCUGGGCUCGGAGGAUGCUGCGCUCCGAGCUUGGUCUUCGUCGGUGACAAGGCCACGAAGACCGGCGGGUGUUGCACUGCCGGAAUGAUCUGGUUGAACGGCAAAUGUGCCCCGCCCCCACCGCGCCCAACGUGCAAGGACCUCGCCGAUCCCGUCUGCGGUGACGACGAUGAUCUCGGUAUUCAAUACGGCCACUGCUACAUCCUCAAAUUCGCCGACGGCACCCAGCUCGGUGCUGAUCACGCUGCACCGACCUACUCCAAGGAUGGAUUCUUCAAGGACAUCCCCUUCAAAGUUUGCCGUAGCACCACCGAUUGCGCGUUGGGAGAAGCAGUGCCUACGGAUGGUACAUUCCUUCUCCAGGACCAAAUGGGCCGACCUGAGGAUGCUACGGGAGCUGUUGGAUGGGUGGACAAUGGCGCUGGGGGCACACACAUCAAAUUCAACACCAACGGGGCUCAGGCUGGUGUCUUCAAGGGUGUCCCAGCAUGCUCCGGAGGGAAAUGUUUCAUCAGGUUGGGAGGUGGACCUACUGGCAAUGGCAGCAUUGGCCCUACGUGCCCAGUUCCCGAACACGGUCUCACAUUCUGGCCUAACCCGAAGGCGACGAUGUUGAUUAGCUUCACGGAGACUGCUUGUUCGGGUCCAGAUGCUCCAUUCGUCCCUCUCAACGCUGCGAACCCAGCUCAGGGACUUCUUAGUGCAUUCGGUGCCUCCCGCAGUCGCCCUGCUAUCGCAGUUUCGCAAAGGCCUGCAUCCUCCCUAGUCGCUUCCGCUGCUAGCGGUCGUGUCACUGCGACUGCUGCAACCGCCGCAAGGGCUUCUUCUGCAGCCCCCGUCAGAGCCACUGCUCCUUCCCGUGUCAACGCACGGGCUUGA